Molecule: messenger RNA, 5507 nt
Organism: Sceloporus undulatus (fence lizard)
Lineage: Eukaryota; Metazoa; Chordata; Lepidosauria; Squamata; Phrynosomatidae
Gene: PLSCR3
Product: phospholipid scramblase 3
Exons: 8
Coding region: 2047-2976 (309 amino acids)
Biological process (GO): plasma membrane phospholipid scrambling
Cellular component (GO): plasma membrane
Molecular function (GO): phospholipid scramblase activity
Source: RefSeq, a predicted model, not a curated record
UGGGGCAUUCUGAGAGUUUAUAAUCCAGCGUUGGGCUUUUCCAAGCUAUGGUAUUAUUAUAUGCAACCAGGUAGAUGUGUGUGUGGCAGCCAAGUUGCCGGGGAUUCUGGAAUGUAAUCCAAAAAAGAAACGUUUCUAAACUCUGGUUUUAGUAGUGUAGUUGCCAGGCUGGCUGGGAGAUUUUGGGAUUUGUAGUCCCUAAAGGGGCCAUUUUGAACUGCUAGUUUUAAUUUAUGUAAGCUAAACUAUGGCCAUGUUGUCAGGGGGACUAUGGGACUUGUAGUGCAAAGAAGGAACUUGUCUAGGCCAUGGUUUUAUUGUACUGGCCAGGAUAUCAUGGAAGUUCUCGUCCCCAAGGGGGACUUUUUUGAACUGUUAGUUUUAGUUCAGGUAGCCGUGGUCAUGCUGUCCUGGGGACUAUGGGACUUGUAGUCCAGAGAAGGAAGCAUUUCUAAACUCUGGUUGUAUUGUAUGUUGAUGAAUAGGUGGGCUGGUCAGGGGGAUUCUGGGAGUUGGAGUUGGAAAGAGAGACUUCUGCAGCCUCUGGUUGAGUUGUGUGCAGCCAAAUGGAAAUGAUGAGAGCGGUAGUCCCCCACAAAGGGCCUUUUCUGAGCUCUGGUUUUCAUGCUGUUGGGGGAUUCUAGGAAUUGUAGUCCAAAAGGUUUAUUUUUCUCACCACAUCUUGGAAAACAAAAAGGCCAUUUGAUUUCCCUGGGCCACUCCACCCCAAACAUGGAAUUUGGGAUCCAAAGGGCUGGGUGUUGCCCGCCUCCGUUGUUCUUCGGCCAACAUCAGGGCAGCUGCCAAACCCUAGUUUUUGGAGGGUGGCUAUCAUGUGGUUUUUAGUAAGAACCAGGAUUUAUUUAUGUUUUUAACCGAAGAAAGAUAAAGGCAAACUUUGUUUUCAAAACACAUGCUUUUUGGAGGGUUUAGGAAGCCAGGUGUCAGAUGCAGAGCAUGGGAAAGGGGGGACUAGAACUCCCUUUUUUGAAACAUCCCAAAUCCCAACCAGCGCAGGCCAGAAUUUCUCCUCUCAUACUCUGUUGGUGUAUGGAUUCUGGGAUUUGCAGUCCUCCUGCAAUCUCUGGUUUGCUUGUGCAUGAGAUGGAAGGGGGAGAGUGAUGCCUAAUGGUUGGGGAGAGGGAGCUGUGGGUACCAGGACUCCCUCCUUGAGUUGGCAAGGAUGGCAUGAGGUCGUCCAUAAUAAGCCUAGUCCUUUCAAGGCAGAGUAAUUACAAAGCAGGGCAGGAGAAGCCUUUGAAGCCAAAGAGGGCCUAGGAUUGGGGGCCUGUGUUUUGCAGACUUUGUGGUUGUUGUUGGAGCUGUGCUACGUUUUGUUCCCUUCUCUGCCCUGGCUUCCAAGGGGACUAGUUUUGGCAAAGGGUGGCCUUCUCUUGAUUUGAGGUGGAGGGAUCCAGUUUCAUAGAGAUCACGUGAGAUCCUCUGCUGGGAAGAAGAGGAGAAGGAAGGAGGGAGGACUAUUUCUGAAACACCAAAUCCUGAGAGUAAGCACUUUGGGGAAGAUCAGCUGGUCUUUCCUGCAAGGAUCUGGAUUUAUUGGUGUGCGUGUGUUGCAUUUUGUCUGUGAGCAGUCAUCUCCAUGCAUGUUUGCGAUGCAGUCUGUGUGUCCAUAUUUGUUAAGGCCUAGAAGUGUUGGUGACAUCUCAGAUCAGGUUUCACCAUUGGUCUGCAUCUCACAGCUUUGUGUUCUCAGGCUCCAUGUGCAUUUGUGACUUGAGCACAAAUGUGCAUCUGUCCAAAUAUGUGUCUGUUUUGAAGCCUGGGUGGAUUGGAGAGCUUGCGGUGUGUCCAGAAUUGGGUAAGAUUCGGGUUCUGUGUAACGGCAGUGUGCCGUGGACGUCUGGACUGCUGUAUAAACUCAUUUGCUUUGUUGGAUGCGUGGGUGAAAGAGAGAGAGAGAGAAGAAACGACAGAGGAAGUGAAAGAAAAAGAGAAAGCAAUAAUCCACAGAUGGAGAGACAUUGAUCGAUUGGGGAAACCCCAGGGACUGGGACAGAGAAGGAGGCCGGCUCCCCGCUGCUGAAGAUGGCAGCUCCAGGUUACCCAGCUGCUUCUCCACCGUACCCAGCACCUCAACCCCAUGUAGUGCCUUCCGCACCCAGCCCCGGGUUCAACGUCUAUCCCCCCACCAGUCCCCCUGGAACAGGGCAGAUAAUACCGCCCCAGCCUCCUCCCCGGGGCUAUCGGGAACAUGCCCCCGCGCCUCCUCACCACCCGCACCCAGUGCCAGACCCACACACCGCCAUCACCCCCUACCUGCCAGUGGCCACAAACAUCCCUCCUGGUUUGGAGUACCUUGCACAGAUCGACCAAAUGUUGAUACACCAGAAAAUGGAGCUAAUAGAAGGUUUCAUUGGCUUCGAGGGCAACAACAAGUACGAGGUGCGCAACAGCCUGGGCCAGCAUGUCUUCCACGCCGAGGAGCAGAACGACUGCUGCACCCGCAACUGCUGCGGCUCCCUGCGCCGCUUCUCUAUGCGGCUGGAUGACCCAAUGGGACGCGAAGUCUUGCGCAUGGUCCGGCCCUUGAAAUGCGUCAGUUGCUGGUUCCCAUGUUGCUUGCAGGAGCUGGAAGUUCAGUGCCCACCUGGCAUCACCAUUGGAUAUGUGGUACAAACCUGGCACCCUUUCACACCCAAAUUCUCCAUCCAGAACGUCGAGAAGGAGACCGUCCUGCGGGUUGUGGGUCCCUGCUUCAUCUUCAGUUGUGGGGGAGACGUCAAUUUUGAGGUGAAAACCCGUGACGAAUCUCGAGGCGUCGGACGCAUCAGCAAGCAGUGGAGCGGCCUCCUCCGGGAGAUCUUCACCGACACAGACAACUUUGGCAUCCAGUUCCCCAUGGACCUCGACGUCAAGAUGAAGGCGGUUCUUCUGGGCGCAUGCUUCCUCAUUGAUUUCAUGUUUUUUGAAAAGACGGGAGAAGUCGGACAGAGGAGUUCAGUGAUCACAAGCUAGAGCCGUCCCAGACCCUUGUUUCCUCCCAUCUCUGAGGGACCCUUUCCCAGUUCUGGCGAGGGGAUUGUGCGAACAGUGAUGGAUGUGUGUGAAUGUGUGUGUGAGAGAGAGACACUAGAUAAGUGUGGAAGAUAAUGUCCAACAGUUUGUUUAUAAAUUUGCAAUUCUCCUUUCCUUUUUGUAAAGCCAGGGCUGGCAGUGUUUGGGCCCAAUGUAUCAGGUGCUGUUUCUGGAGUUACCGGCCCAGUAGUAUCUCCAUAGCUGUGUGAAGAAACAAGGUGUGAGGAUUUGGAAGGCAAGAUGUGUUUUCUGUCCUGGGUACCAAAGGAUUCCUUGCUGCCACUACUUGACCCCCUAGUUAUACAUGGGAUGCUUUCUUGGCGCAGAUACUAUCCUUCAGACCUGAGAGUAUCUCCACACUUGCAGCUUCUGACAGUAAUACUAAUCGUUUUUCAUCCCCUUCCAUUUUAAUCUUUCCUGGUGACUACAACUGAUCCACAACUUCUGUGGCUUCAGGUGGCCAGGGGAGGCAAACUGGGGAAAAUUUUCCAUGCAGAAAGUUGGUAGAAGCUGCUCUCUUGGCACAAAGUCACUCCUCAGCAAGUUCCGAGUUGAGAAUUUUGUCUAUGGGGAGAAGUGCUCAGGAGCAUCUGUGAGGAUUGUGGAUUUCAUCCAAGCCCUGCCUUCCGUGAAUGGAAGGGACUGGAUCUGCUUGAUUUUUUAGGGAUGCCCCCUCCAUGCCAGAAGUCGCCCUCUUCAGCAGAGUUCUCCCUGACUCUGUAGCAUUUUCACAAGCUGGAGUUGCCUCAGAUGGUGAGGCAGUCUGCCUCCACUUGCACAAGCCAGAAUGGGGGAAGAUGUCUUUGUUGAAAUGCAGUUCCCAGAACCCUCCACUCUCAGGUACUGGAGGAGUUGGGGGGGGGGGGUUAAGCAGAAGAUUCUGGGGAUUUUAGUCAUGCAAACAAAGAAUGUUUACAAGGUCUGGAUCCCAAAAUGGUGUGUGAAAUCUGUGUCCAGCCGUAGUCGGUGCACCUGGGGCAGGGGCAGAUGUGGGUCGAUAGAGAGUGGUUUUGGACCAAUUUUUGAGCAUCCUGUAGGGCAGAGAAGGGUGGAACUGCAGCUUGUGGGCCACAUAGGGCACUGCAUUGCCAUCUUUGUGGCAUUAAGGGAUUUAUACUUAUAUAUAGGAUAUGGGGGGCUAUAUCCACCACACUCCUCUCCCCUGGCUAUUUAGGACCAGGAGAAGCCUUUUUCAAAAAAACAAAAACAAAACAAAACAGAAAAUGAACAGGUCAUGAUUUCUGGCCACUUACAGUUGCCAAGAAAGGCUUCUCCUGGCCCAUGGUGCCCGAAAACAUGGCAAAAAUGCCCCUAUACAUCCUUGAGGGCAUCUUGAGACCAAAAAUGUUUCUUACUUUCUUUUAAAUCAGGGGUGGGCCUGUAGGGUCUCCUGGGGGGCUAAUGUGUCCCCCCAGCCCAUCUUCCACAAUUGCUGUAAAGGCCAUAUGCAAUCAUGCGCCUUAUAAGGGUUGGAAGCUGUCAAGGGCUGGUGUGUAGGAUUGCCUUCCCAGCGGACCUGGGAGGGCCUGCGCUUGCCUCCUGAGCUUCUACCCCAAAAUAAUUUUACCAAAAAAUAAAUAUGGGACUCACCCCCGAUGAUCUCAGUGCCCCCCGGGAGACAUGAGCGGCAGUUUAGCUUUGUUUUAGGGAAGGGACCUUGCCUUCCCGAGGCUGUUUUGGGUUCAGAAGAGGACAUUUUGAAAAGAGGAACAGGAUGUUUUGAAAAGAGCCAGCUCCCUGUAUUUUGGGUUGUUUUUUAAAAAGGUUUCCCCUGAGCUUCAAAUGGCACAGAGGGGGCACCAAAAUGGUAGAAUUGGCGCCGUUGUGAUCAUUGGCGGCAGUUUGGGGGCUAUUUGUGAAAGAAAAUUUGGGGGUGUUGAGAGGCCCAGGAAGGCCUCCAAAAUGGCAUUGAAGCUGCAUGAGACCCACAGACCACACUUUCCCCACCCACCCUCUAAAAGCACAUGGAUGCUAAAUGGUCAGAAGAGCAGUUGGUGCGAAGAGGGAUGUGUGUUUGUGUGUGGAUGCAACCAUGGCUGUGUGCCAGUCUUUUCUGUGCAAUGUGUAUGUGUGUCUCUGGUGAGACAAUGACUGUCUAUCAGCAUGGGAACUUUGUUGUAAUUCUGGAAACUAUGCAAACAAGCAAAGAGAGAAGCUGUUGAAUGCUCCCCAGCCAUCGGGUAUCACAGAAUGGGAGGCAUGGCCGUUCCUUGUUUGGAAUACUUUCAGCCAAAGCAAACUGGAUUGAAUGAGAAUUCAGAGGCAUUGCUAUGAUGGUCUGGGAUGCCAAUAUGCAAAGGGAUUUUGUAGCGCCUUUGUGACUAUGCAGAAGGUGUAGCAGAAGAUUUCGUAGACUUGUUCUGAGACUAACAUGGCUAUAGUCCAAAACACACUGCAGAAAUAACCCAGCUUGAGACCGCUUUAACUGCCCUGGCUCAGUGCUAGGGAAUCCUGGGAAUUGUUUAUUGUGC